Sabethes cyaneus is the source of this 4361-nucleotide messenger RNA. RefSeq names its product endoplasmic reticulum metallopeptidase 1-like. The record is from RefSeq and is a predicted model, not a curated record. Gene Ontology annotation, biological process: proteolysis. The transcript is spliced from 8 exons. Gene Ontology annotation, molecular function: metalloexopeptidase activity. Lineage: Eukaryota; Metazoa; Arthropoda; Insecta; Diptera; Culicidae. The coding region runs from base 177 to 2822 and encodes 881 amino acids.
CAAUGAUGUCGUGGAUCAAAAAGUAGAAAAAAGCGAAUUUACUAAAGAUCUGCAGGUAAAGUGGAUUCAGUGCUCUAUCUAUAAGCAAAUAUUACAGUUGACUUUGGAAUUAAUGGUACAUUUAUCAAUUUUAUAUUUUUUGAAGAAGGUGGUUUCUAUUCCAAAAAAUAAACAAAAUGUUCCAGAAUAACACCAACAGAAAGGGAUUAAAAGGAAAAGUGCUUGAUCCUGAUAUAGAUUAUUCUAAAGUGAAAAGUGUUCAUAGCAUAUCGUCUUGGUGGGGAAUCGGAGGAAUUUUUCUGAUAUUGUUUAUUGGUAAUCUUACCAGUUAUACCAACUCGCACUUACCAGAUGCGCUCCGAAAUGCUCAUUUAGCUAAAUAUCCAGAUGCUUUCAUUGCGGAACGAGCGUACAAAGACUUGAAGAUAUUAAACGAUUUUGGCCCAAAGCCUACUGGAAGUUAUACCAAUGAGGUCCUGGCAGUGGAUUUUCUAGUUAGGGAAAUAUCGUACAUUGAUCAACUGAAAAAUAAAAACCAGAAACUGAUUGUCGAUAAGCAGAUUGCUUCCGGUGGGUAUGUUGGAGUCUAUAUGAACAAAUCAGCAACGAGUGUAUAUCGCAAUAUACAAAAUGUGGCAGUAAAACUAGUCGGUAGAAAUAGUGACCAAGCGUUACUGUUGAAUUGCCACUUUGAUUCAGUAGCAACAAGUCCCGGAGCUAGUGAUGACUUAUCCGGUUGUGUAAUAAUGCUCGAGAUUUUACGAGUUAUGUCCCGACAGCCAGAUGUCAUUUUAUAUUCCAUAAUAUUUCUAUUCAAUGGUGCAGAAGAAACACCACUUCAAGCAUCACAUGGUUUUAUAACUUCGCAUCGUUGGGCUAAAGAAGCAAAAGCUUUCAUCAAUCUUGAAUCUGCGGGAUCUGGCGGAAAAGAAAUGCUGUUUCAAAGUGGUCCCAAAAAUCCCUGGCUUAUCGAAAUGUAUGCAGCGGCAAUAAAAUAUCCUUACGCCCAAGCCGCCGCAGAAGAAAUAUUUCAGUUAGGUGUUAUUCCUUCUGAUACUGAUUUUCGUGUAUUCCGCGAUGUAGGCGGCAUUCCAGGAAUGGAUUUCGCCUAUACAGCCAACGGCUAUCGAUAUCACACGAAAUACGAUUCUAUCGAAUACAUUCCGAUGUCAGUACUACAACGAACAGGAGAUAAUAUUCUAUCGCUCACGAAAACAAUUGCUAAUUCGGAUAAACUAGGCAAACAGCACAGGAAAACAGAACAUACGGUGUACUUUGACUUUCUUGGUUUAUUCUUUAUCUUCUACUCGGCAGACGUAGGACUGAUGAUCAAUCUCUCGGUAGUCUUAUUAUCGAUUAUUAUACCGUUUUUGUCACUAGCUAGAUCUACUAGUGGUACCCACGGACGAGAAAUUCGCUCCGAAACUAUGAUCGGUUUCGUGGCAACAUUCUUAGGAGCAGGAGCCGCUGCAUUAAUAUGUUUUAUAAUCGCCUACCAAAUAGAUCUGAUGGGGCGCUCUAUGUCAUGGUAUUCAUCAUCAAAUUUAGUGCUGGGCAUGUAUUGCGGUCCUGCACUGCUUUGCCAAUGUUUAGUUCAUAUGAUGAUUGGUAAUAUGUGCAGCAGUAAAACGACCCCUCUGAGCUUAGCAUUAAAAGUUCAAGCACGUUUGAAUGGUGUCAAUCUAUUCUGGGGAAUGGCUACCCUUGGAAUCACUUUUACUGGCUAUCGGAUCGCAUACGUUUUUAUGAUUUUGAUCUUUUUCUCACUUCUUUCGAAUACAUUAAUCUCAAUGUUCGGAUUGCAGAAUACAGUUCACAAGUGGCUCUACAUUCAUCUGUUCUUUCAAAUAGGUGCUAUUUUGUGGUGCACACAGUUCUAUCAUAUUAUGUUAAACAUGUUUAUCCCGAUUACGGGUCGCAUCGGAGCAUCAAUCAAUCCAGACUUUAUCAUAGGAAUGAUAGCAGCGGCAAUCACGCUUUUCACCUGCAGCUAUAUAACUCCUUUGCUAUUUCUAUUGAAGAAGACAGAUAAAUUAAUAGGUGAGCUGGUGGCCAUAACAUUAAUUUCCCUUUUUUUGGCAACAUCUACGCACAUUGGUUUUCCAUAUCGCGACGACACCAUAAAGGCUCCAACCGUACAGAGACACUAUAUAACUCAUACUUUAAGAACGUUCUACGAUUACAAUGGUGAAAAGCGGUUUUCCGAUUCAGGAUUCCUACUACAAGAACUUGAUCGUAAUGCUCGAAAAACGAUCGAGGGUAUUGCUAUGCCAGACACGAUAACGCCAAUGCGCGAAAUACAAACCUGCGAAAAAGAGCUCUUUUGCGCUAUUCCUUUUUAUUCGAUCUGGCAUCAAGUGUUGUUUGAAAAUUACUGGAUUUCCGCACCGCAGCCAAUCAUACACUCAGAGGUCAAAUGUUCCAUGAGAAGCAAAAAUAAAAUUUCUGACUAUAUAACAGAACUCCAGCUCACGUUGAAUGGAGAUCACCAAUGCUCUCUAGUUAUAGGACCUAGAGCAGGCGUAACACUCAUACAAUGGAACCUUGUUGAACAAUUAGCUAGCCCUAUUGAGUUCAAUGGACAGCGCGGCUAUUUUGUCCUUAUCAGUAGUGGAAUUAACCCAGGACCAAUGAAUUUUACGCUACAACUUAGACAUGAAAUGCCCAACUACGAUGGUCCUCUCAUUGACAUUACAGUGACAACAACAUUCUGGGAAUACCAAAAACAUCAUACGCCAGUAUUUAAAAAACUUCUUUCUCGCGUUCCAGCUUGGUGUCAUAUAGUCCCAUCAGUAGCAGCGCUCAAUAGUUAUACAUUUUAAUAUUUAGCUAGACUUUCAAACGUCUUGUUGGGCGAUUGUGCAAAAGUGCCCCUUAUUCGAAUAGCUGAAACACAAGUUUCAUAAGUGAAGCUUCUCAUAGAUGCAGUGUCUUAUCCCACUCAUUAGUAUGCUCAAAUAUUAUAUAGACAGUUUUGACUAUCUUUUAGAAUCUCUUCCUUCCAACCUUUUAAAAAAUGUUGCUUGAAUUACUUACGGUGAUGGCUGGAUACUUCCAAUGGCAAGAGAUUGCCUGAUUUUUUUCAGACUCAAGGAUUUCUAACGUGGUGAAGGUCGACUGCCAUAUAUGCUUACGUGUUUAUUUAUACAACGUUAUAAAAGCUUUUAGGAACACUUUCCUAUAAGCAAAAACAGUAAUGGUAAAUCAUCUAAAGACUACUCGCUUAGGAUGAUAAAGGGAUGGUCCAACCAGACAAAGAUAAAAUUUAAGGAAUAAAUGUAAUCGUGACAACUGCAAAAAUUUCAGAAACAAUAAUGUUCCUUCCGUAGCACUAUAUAGUCACGUGAAAAUACAUCAUAAACAAUAGAGCACGACAAAAAGGUUCUUUAUUUGUCUCUAUUUAUAGAUCACUACAAAUUUAGGCAAAAGAAAUCACUGAAAAGCUUUACUUUAAAAAUCGUUUAACAAAAAAAAUCUAAAACAUUAACUUGGUCGAAAAUUAGACUCAGUCUAUAGGUCCAUAGUCAGUCAAUAGAAUUGCAGCACUAGCCCCUCAAUUGCACUGCACUGGAACAGUUGGCUGCGAAGUCUGUCGAAUAAAAACAGAAGAUCAGGUUUCGAAAAUGGAAGUUAGCAUAUAGGCUUUGAUUUUUACAAGCCUUGAAAUCAUGCUCGAAACAUUAUUAUAAUACUCUGAAAUGUAAUUGCACUAUUUAGAAUUUCUACUACUUCGCAUUUAGCUUAUAUUGUGUUUAAUAUUCAAUAAUUCAAUUGAAUGUACGUGUUCUAUUGUUCCUUUAGAAUCUCCUGAUGCAACGAUUAAGCUUUUUACUUGUAAUAUAUGAUAUUGUAUAGCAUUACACGGAAAAAAUAGUAACAACAGAAAAUAAUACUUUUAGUAUGUGUCUUAUAAUUAUUAUAGGAUCUUUAUAGGAAUACUAAUAUGAAAAAUAGCUAGAUAAGGUAGAUAAUAAGGUAAGAUUUUCUUAAACUAAAUCGAUGUAUUGCACAUUUUUAAUAAUCAAAGAAUUCAUAAUCUACAUCUACGUAUCUUUAAUUGGGGUGUAUAGGACACAAAUUAUUCGGAGUAAAGCCCAUUUGUUUUGUUGUAUUAAGCUAGAAACUUGCACAUGUAAAAAGCAAACUUGUAAGUAACUCAAAAGAAUAAAAUGGUGUCCAAACACACUGGAAUAUGGUCACUGAAAAUGUUAAUUGUUUUACAUGUGACCGCAUUUAUACAAACAAUGCCGAACUUCCGGAUGGAAGUAACACGGGCACCUAAGAUUCGAAUAUAAAGUAAAUAAGUUUAGCUAAUGCUGUAUUUCCUCCCAAUAUUCACAGAAAAGAAAUACAAAAUAAAU